AUGACUGUUCAAACGACAGAAAGGCUCGUUAAACUCCGAGAGUUAAUGAAAAAACCUGAAAACAAUGUAGACGCCUAUGUUGUCCCAAGUGAAGAUCAACACGGUAGCGAGUACAUUGCCUCUUGCGACGAACGACGAGCAUGGAUAUCUGGAUUCAACGGAUCUGCUGGCUGCGCAAUAAUAACACUGGAUAAGGCUCUUAUGUUCACGGAUGGUCGAUAUUUCCUUCAAGCUUCUCAGCAAAUGGAUAGAAAUUGGGAACUCAUGAAGCAGGGUUUGCCAGGGGUUCCGACAUGGCAAGAUUAUCUUACCAAUAACCUACCUGCGUCUUCCCGUAUCGGCAUCGACCCAACCCUCAUCGCGGAAAAUGACUCCAAGUCGCUUUCUGGCUCAAGGAAACAAGCCGAAUCAAAAGGCAGCCAAACUCUUGUUCCACUCACUACCAAUCUCGUCGAUCUCAUUUGGGGCUCUGAUCGUCCUCCUCGGCCGAAAAAUGCUGUCGUACCUUUAGACGAAAAGUACUCAGGUGAAUCUGUCACCAGCAAACUCAAUCGACUGGCUUCUGCCGUCUCUUCGAAUACACCAGCACCCCUUGCUUUCGUUCUAACUGCCUUGGACGACAUCGCCUGGUUGUUCAACCUCCGUGGAUCAGAUAUCGCAUAUAAUCCCGUAUUCUUCUCAUAUGCCGUGGUUCAUUUCGAACCUUCGGAGGCGGAUGGCUCGAAAAAUCCCACCGCGGUCUUAUUUCUCCAACGCGACGCCGUAGAGCACGAUGCGGAUCUGAAAUAUGCAUUAGGGUCUCAAGUCGAAAUUCGUCCGUACGAAGACAUUUGGGAGUACCUGAAGGAUUUGGGAAAUCAAGUACGUUCCACGUUCGCAGACAAGGGACAGGAAAAGCUAGUCUUGAUUCCGGAUAAAGCUAGCUUGGCUAUUGUGCAAGCUGUGGGUGUGGAUAUUUCGAAUAUCGCCCCUUCACCCAUAACCGUUCUUAAGGCAAUCAAAAACUCUACGGAGUUGGAAGGGUUUAGGCAGAGUCAUAUCAGGGAUGGAAUUGCUUUGGCCAGGUAUUUUUCGUGGCUGGAAGAGAAGCUCGGUGAAGAGGGCAAUGAAUUGACAGAGUGGCAAGGGGCGGAGCAAUUGGAGAAGUUUAGAAGUGAACUUCCAUUAUUCAAGGGACUAAGUUUCGAUACCAUCUCGUCGACUGGCCCAAACGGUGCCAUUAUUCACUAUUCCCCGAAUCCGAAAGACUGUGCGGUCAUUAAGCAGGAUCAGAUUUACUUGUGUGACUCUGGAGCUCAAUUUCUUGAUGGAACAACCGAUGUCACGCGAACAUGGCACUUCGGUACCCCGACAGAGGAAGAAAAGCGGACAGCAACGCGAGUGCUACAAGGGCACAUCGCUAUCGAUUCUGCGAUUUUCCCGAAUGGGACUACUGGUGUUGACUCUUGGGCAAGGAAAGCGUUAUGGAUGGAUGGACUUGGUUCAAUCGUGAUACACAGGCAUGGUACGGGUCAUGGUGUAGGUCAUUAUCUCAACGUCCAUGAAGGUCCUCAUGGGAUUGGUACCCGGAUAACGUCCAACGCAAGUCCCCUGAAGGCUGGUAUGAUCGUCACUAAUGAACCUGGAUACUACGCCGACGGUAAAUAUGGUGUCCGCAUUGAAAAUGUGUUAAUCAUCAACGAGGUCGAAACACCUUGGAACUUUGGUGAUAAAGGUUUCUUGAGUUUCGAAUGUGUUACAAUGUGUCCUAUCCAAACGAAGUUAGUUGAUCAUAGCCUGAUUUCUGUCGAUGAAAAAAGGUGGCUGAACAACUACAAUCACAAAGUUUGGGAAAAAAUUUCUCCUUUAUUGAGGAAUGACGAUAGGGCACUGAAGUGGCUCGAAAGGGAAUGUCAAUCUAUUUAA
This is a messenger RNA of Lentinula edodes (shiitake mushroom), 1905 nucleotides long. Its product is annotated as Creatinase/aminopeptidase. Lineage: Eukaryota; Fungi; Basidiomycota; Agaricomycetes; Agaricales; Omphalotaceae. The transcript has 14 exons. The record is from RefSeq and is a predicted model, not a curated record. Gene Ontology annotation, molecular function: metalloaminopeptidase activity. The coding region runs from base 1 to 1905 and encodes 634 amino acids.